UACACCAUACUCUCCCACGUCUGGCAAGAUGUCGAGCAAUCCCACAAGGACGUCCUCCGACUGGAACGCGAGGCUGCCGUGCCCGAGGACCCCCGUCUGAGCGUCAAAGUCCGGGAGUGCCACCGUCUCGCGCGUUCUUACGGCUUCGGCUGGUUCUGGGUCGACGCCCCCUGCAUUGACCAGAGGAACAGCGCGGAGCUUUCUGAAGCGAUCGCAUCCAUGUACCACUGGUACGCGAGCGCGUCAAUCUGCUUCGCCCAUCUCCCCGACGUCCCCUCCCGCGAUCCCAUCCGCGAUUCCGCCUCGGCGUUCCGGCAGAGCAUCUACUUCAGGAGAGGAUGGACGCUUCAAGAGCUCAUCGCUCCUCGCCGUGUUGUCUUUCUUUCCUCCGACUGGACUUUCUUAGGGGAGAAGGAUGAACUCGCGGAUUUGCUCGAGGAGAUCACCGGGAUCGACCAGGACGUCCUCACGUUCCGCCGGCGCGUCGCAGACGUCAGCGUCGCCCGCCGUCUCUCCUGGGCUUCGCAACGGGAGACGCGCCGUGUAGAAGACCAGGCUUAUUGCCUCAUGGGCCUCUUCGACAUCUGUAUGCCUGUCUUGUAUGGGGAAGGCGACAAGGCCUUUCUACGCCUACAGCAAACGAUCCUUGCGCAAAGCUGUGACCACACCCUUUUUGCAUGG
Messenger RNA from Trametes versicolor FP-101664 SS1, 681 nucleotides. RefSeq names its product HET-domain-containing protein. Lineage: Eukaryota; Fungi; Basidiomycota; Agaricomycetes; Polyporales; Polyporaceae. The transcript has a single exon. The annotation marks the transcript as partial. The record is from RefSeq and is a predicted model, not a curated record.